Trichoderma reesei QM6a is the source of this 1677-nucleotide messenger RNA. RefSeq lists its product as uncharacterized. The transcript has 3 exons. Lineage: Eukaryota; Fungi; Ascomycota; Sordariomycetes; Hypocreales; Hypocreaceae. Gene Ontology annotation, molecular function: transmembrane transporter activity. Bases 1 to 1677 code for a protein of 558 amino acids. The record is from RefSeq and is a predicted model, not a curated record. Gene Ontology annotation, biological process: transmembrane transport.
AUGGACAGCAAAACUCCCGUGCCCAGCAUAGGAGACAACUACGAUGGCCUCGAUGAGAAGCAGGAGGAUAGGCCAGCAGACGAGAAGCGAGAGGAGACGACCGUCGACUCGCCGGUUCCGAAUGAAGAGCUGGCCGACGACGAAUACCCUUCGGGGAUCAAGAUGUUCUUCAUCGUGCUCGCUCUGGUGCUGAGCGUCUUUCUCCUGAGUCUCGAUAUGACAAUCGUGGCAACCGCCAUUCCCAAGAUCACCGACGAAUUCAAGGGCCUCGACAAGGCCGGCUGGUAUGGUGCCGCCUUCUUCAUGACCGUCGGCGCGUUUCAAUCGACAUGGGGCAAGGCGUACAAGUACUUUCCGCUCAAGGCCACCUUCCUCACCUCCAUCAUCAUCUUCGAGCUCGGCUCCGUCAUCUGCGGCGCCGCCCCCAACGCCGAGGCCCUCAUCACCGGCCGAGCCAUCGCUGGUCUCGGUGCUGCGGGCAUCGGCGCCGGUGCCUACACCAUCAUUGCCUUUUCCGCGCCGCCCAAGAAGCGCCCUGCUUUCACGGGCAUCAUCGGAGCUUCCUAUGGUUUCGCCAGCGUCAUCGGACCGCUGCUGGGAGGAGCGUUCACCGACCACGUCAGCUGGCGAUGGUGUUUCUACAUCAACUUGCCCAUCGGCGGUGUCUCGGCAGCCAUCAUCUUCGUCUUCUUCCAGACCCCUCGAAAUGCGGUCCCCGUCAAGGCGACUAUGCUUGAGAAGAUCCGGCAGAUGGAUCCCCUCGGUGUGAUCCUGAUGAUGGGAGCCACCAUCAGCUUCAUCCUGGCCGUCCAGUAUGGUGGCAUCGCGCACCCCUGGGACUCCUCCGUCGUCAUUGGCCUGCUGGUCGGCUUCGUCCUCAUCAUCGGUGCCUGGGCGUUCGUGCAGUGGUACCAGGGCGACUACUCCAUGGUGCCUCCCAAGUUGUUCGCCAAGCGCACCAACCUCGUCAUGUCUCUCGUUGCUUUCAUCCAGGCCGGUGGCUUCUUUGCUGCCAUCUACUACAUCCCCAUCUACUUCCAGUCCGUCCACGGCACCAACCCGACCAUGAGCGGCGUCCGCAACCUGCCCUUCAUCAUUGCCGUCUCCUUUUCCACCGUUGCAAGUGGCAUGCUUGUCAGUGCUACCGGAUGGUACCAGCCUCUUCUGCUCGGCGGAACAUCCGUCGCCACCAUCGGAGCCGGUCUCUUGUAUACGCUGGGCAGACACACAUCAACUGGCAAAUGGAUUGGGUACCAGAUCGUCGCGGGAGCUGGCUGGGGCACCGCCUUUCAGAUCCCCAUGAUUGCUGUGCAGGCCUUGUCCGACCCCAAGGACCUCGCCUCUGCCACCGGCAUGCUUCUCUUCUUCCAGGGUCUGGGCGGAGCUUUCCUCGUGUCUGGAGCCCAGUCAGCCUUCAUCAACACCAUGGUCAAGAACGUUCUCCAGCACGCCCCCCAGGUCAGCGAGGCGAUGCUCGUCUUGACUGGCGCAACUGAGAUCCGCAACAAGUUCCCCGUGGACCAGCAGCCAUUUGUCAUUGACGGUUACAUGGCCGGCCUCAGGGUUGUGUUUGCCAUGUGCGUGGCUUGCACAGGAUUGGCCACUUUGAUCGGCCUCGGAAUGCGGUGGCAGAGGCUCAACCCGGACGCCCUCAAGAACGCCGGAGGAGCGGCAUAG